Messenger RNA from Debaryomyces fabryi, 630 nucleotides. It is a transcript of the gene TFS1, whose product is annotated as Tfs1p. The record is from RefSeq and is a predicted model, not a curated record. Gene Ontology annotation, biological process: regulation of Ras protein signal transduction; regulation of proteolysis. The transcript has a single exon. Gene Ontology annotation, molecular function: phospholipid binding; peptidase inhibitor activity. The coding region runs from base 1 to 630 and encodes 209 amino acids. Lineage: Eukaryota; Fungi; Ascomycota; Pichiomycetes; Serinales; Debaryomycetaceae.
AUGACAAUUUCCCAAUCUUUGGACGAAUCAUAUACCAAACAUAAAAUUAUUCCUGAUGUGGUUGACAAGUUUGACACUCAAGGAUUGUUGACAAUUGAGUACAAUGAACAAGAUCAUGUUGCGUUAGGAAAUACAUUGAAGGUGGAAAAUACCCAGCAUAAGCCUGUUAUUCAGUUUACCCUUAACUCCCCAGGACAAGAGAAUGAGUUUGAAAUCUCGAAUGAUGACAAAUUUACUUUGGUGUUGACCGAUCCAGAUGCACCAUCUAAUAAAGAUCAUAAAUGGUCUGAGUAUGCUCAUUGGAUUGUUACUGAUUUACCAUUGAAUGCUAACAGUAACGACGUUGAAGCAUCAGAAUCCUUAACUACUGUUUUGGAUUACUCCAAGGGAAAGGAGAUCUUGUCUUACCAAGGUCCAGCUCCCCCUCCAAAGACUGGUAAACAUCGUUAUGUAUUUUUAUUAUUUAAACAGGACCCAUCAGUAUCCAAGUUUGAAACACCAAAAGAUAGACCUAACUGGGGCACUGGUAUUCCAAGUUCGGGUGUUAGAGACUGGGUCAAGAAGAAUGGACCUGAACUGAAGUUAUUAGGAGUCAAUUUCUUCUAUGCACAAAACGAUGUUCAAGAGUAA